AUGGGUGUUUUCGACGCCGUACGUGGUCGCGACGACAAUGGUCGCAUGACCCAGUCGGUUGUUGAUACAACGAAUUUCAAAGAAUCGAAGCAUGCGCACUCCGACGCGGCUGGCACUAAUGCGGUUGAGGCACCUCCAGUCUACGAAUCCCAGACACCUAGCGACUCUGACUCGGCUUUCGGUGUCAAUGGCGUUCUCGAUGAUGAACAGGAGGUCAAGCAGAACCCCGAGCAUGUCACGGACAAGGCUGGUUUGGGCCAACAGAAGGCCGAAGCCGCAGCUUUGGUCUGGAGUCGCCCGGCUGUCGCUGGUAUCUAUGCAUGGAUUUGGGUGGGCUUCUUCAUGCUUGCCUUCCACUCCGCGAUUAGCUCCAGUUUGAUGAACUGGGUUUACGGCAGUUUCCAAUCGGCUCCACAAAUUUCAACCUCAUAUAUCCUGGCCAGCAUAAUCGGUGGAGUUCUGAAGCUUCCCCUGGCCAAGACCCUGCAGCUGUGGGGUCGCGCAGAGGCUCUGUUGUUCUCGACUGCCAUCUACAUCGUCGGCAUGAUCAUUCUGGCCGCAUGCAAUGGUCCGAAUGCUUUUGCAGCUGGAUACGUCCUGUAUUGGAUUGGAUACUACUGCAUUUAUCUGAUUCUGGAUAUUUUCGUCGCGGAUACCACUGGCCUGCGCUCGCGAGCCUUCGCUUUCGCUUUCGCCUCGACCCCAUUUAUCUGUACCGCCUUCACCGGUUCGUUGGCCGCGCAGUCGAUCUACAACACUUCUGGCUGGCGCUGGGGAUAUGGAAUGUUCUGUAUCAUCCAGCCUGUCGUCUUUUGCCCUCUGGCCCUGCUGUUCAAGUUCUAUGAGCGCAAGGCCAUCAAGAUGGGUGUCUGGCAGCCCAGGAACAGCGGACGCACUAAGAUGCAGUCGAUCAUCCACUACUUCCAUGAAUUUGAUGUCAUUGGUGCCUUCCUGCUUAUGGCUGCUUGGGUCAUCUUCCUGCUGCCCUUCAGCUUGGCCCAGUAUGGCCGCUCUCAGUAUAAGUCAGCCACCUUCAUCGCAAUGGUUGUUAUCGGCUUCUGCAUGCUCUUCGUCUUUGCUGCGUGGGAGAAAUGGUUCGCCCGCCAUCACUUCAUUCGCUAUGAACUGCUGAAGAGACCCACCAUUCUUGGUGCAUGUGUCUGCUCUGCGGUUUCUUUCUUCAGCUUCUACCUUUGGGAUCAGUACUUCUACAACUUUGUACUGAUUACCUACAACUUGGACAUUAGCAUGGCCGGCUACAUGAUCCAGAUUUACAACGUGGGAUCGUGCUUCUGGUCUCCGAUUCUGGGUCUCAUCAUCUGGUGGACCAGGCGGUUCAAGUAUAUUGUGUUGUUCUUCGGUGUUCCGCUGAUGCUGCUCGGCUCUGGCCUGAUGAUCUAUUUCCGAGGCGGAGAACACGGAAUUGGAUACAUCGUCAUGUGCCAGAUCUUCAUCGCUUUUGCAGGAGGCACCAUCGUCAUCGGUGAGGAUAUGGCUGUCAUGGCCGGUGGUGGUCGUGAGGGUACUCCUAUGAUGCUGGCCUUAAUUGGCCUGUUCUCUAGCAUUGGUGGUGCUAUCGGCUAUGCCGUGUCUGCUGCCAUCUACAACAAUGUGUUUGUGGAUGCUCUGACCAGCCACUUGCCUGACGACCUCAAGGCCAACGCGACCACGAUCUACUUCGAUGGCAUCAACGUGCAGGACACUUACGCGGUGGGCUCUCCCCUCCGCGAUGCUUGCAUUUACGCUUGGGGCUAUGCCCAACGUAUGAACUGUAUUGCCUCGACCUGUAUUCUGGUCCUGCUCAUCCCUGCCGUUGCCGUGUGGAAGAACUACGAUGUCGGCAAGAAGCAGAACAAGGGUACCAUGCUUUUCGACUAA
This is a messenger RNA of Penicillium subrubescens, 1878 nucleotides long. RefSeq names its product putative siderochrome-iron transporter (gene sit2). The record is from RefSeq and is a predicted model, not a curated record. Bases 1 to 1878 code for a protein of 625 amino acids. Gene Ontology annotation, molecular function: transmembrane transporter activity. Gene Ontology annotation, biological process: transmembrane transport. NCBI's taxonomy places the organism in Eukaryota, Fungi, Ascomycota, Eurotiomycetes, Eurotiales, Aspergillaceae. The transcript has 3 exons.